AUGGGUGAUUACCAUCAUGAGUACACGGACCAGUACAGGGUGCCGGUUAUUGCGAAGCUACUCCACGCAUUGCCGCACUACAACAUCACUUUCCACAAAAUCAACAGCACAUUUCGUCCGAACGAUGAGAUCUAUUUGGAGAGUUUGGGUAUAUUGGGUUCCGUGCCGGCCGCGCUCCUCAUCAUAUCCCUACUUGGAUUGCUACUCUACUUAAUGACACGAUGCUGUGAUAGAAAACCACGACCAGCACACUCCAUUACAAGUUUAAAAGUUGCGCUCUCCAUAGUAACGGUCAUGUGCUGUGCGGCAAUUGGACUCGGUUUAUAUGGCAACGAUGACCUCCAUAACGGCCUGCUCGAAGUGUUAACUGCUGGCCGCAAGGUUGAUAACUUGGUCACCACUAUACGCAACCAGACGCAUAUUUUAGAAAAUACUUUGAAGAACCGUAUUCGUCCACAACUGGUUGAGUUGGCCGACAUUUUCGAUCAACCCGUCUCCAAUCAGACUGCGCUCUCCAUACUCUUCGUCUCGUUGAACAUUGUGCAAGGCAAUGUCACGCUGGCCACCAAUGCCGCUGGUGAUAUACGCCGGCCGCUCUUGGGUAUUUCCAUGACACACUUUCUGUCGCGUGGCGAUCAGUGGGAGCUCAUACGUUGGCCGGGCACUGUGGCCACACUAGCCUUGUUGCUGGUGUUGUGCGCUGUCUUGCUGGUGGGCGUGGCACGUCAUUCGCGUUGUGCGCUCAUAUUAUUUAGCGUUUGCGGCUUACUGGCGGUCACUGGUUCUUGGCUGAUGUCUGGUCUCUACUUGUCUUCGUCGGUUGCUGUUGGUGAUCUCUGCAUUAAUCCGGCUGACUUCUUGGUAUCCACUUCUCCGCGCGAUCUUCCUACCAAUGUCCUCUUGCACUACACGCAAUGUGAGCCAGGGCACACCAAUCCUUUCACGCAACGUUUGCGUGAAUCACAAAACUCACUGAACAACGCACGUAGUGCCAUGGCUACGGUAAUGAAGAUAUCGUUGGUGUUGUUCAAAUCGUCUGGAUUACAGCCGAAAUUAGGUGCUGUCAAUGCGGAUUUGAAUAGCAGCGAACGUUUGCUUACUCAGCUCACAGCACUUGUGGACUGUAAGGUUGUGCAUCAUAAUUUUUUGGCCGCUGCAAGAGGUCUCUGCGAGGGUGGACUAUUGGGAUUGGUACUGAUGCUGAUUGCGAGCUUUAUUGCCGCUAUACUACUGACGAUUAUGGUUUGGGUUGAUUCUCAUACCUGGAUCUACAUACGUAAGCGCAAUGAUUAUGCUCAGGUCGACGAGCCGUCAUAUAUAUCGCAUCCGGCGCCACAAAAUCAUCAGCAGAUGAUGAAUGCGGCACGCACAUUGCCGCGCAAUCAUAACGGGCACUUCAGUCCGCCAGUAAUCAGUGGAUCGCACACUUUGCAACACCCAUCCAAGCGGCAGCAGCACGAGAUGAUGGCGCACGCGCACAUGCAGCAGAACAUGAGGGCUAUGGGCACGCAUACGCUGGGUCGUUUGCCGUCGCACAAUCAUAGCCCUACCCACUUGACUGGUCCAAAUAACGCCAAUGAUUUUUACUGAAAAUCACCAGUAGCCUGUAGCGAUCCCGCACGAAGUCAGCCGGCACUCACACAGCAGCAGCAAGCAGCACAACAACAAUUAGCUCAGCAGCAAGCUCAACAAUUGGCAGGCCAACCGAUCUACUGUCACCAUCCGCAUCCGCAUUCGCAUGCCGCCGUCGCUGCAGCUGUCCAGCACCAACAUGCCAUCUAUCAUCAGCAGCAACAGGCGGCUCAACAAUAUGGCACCUACGCCACAGCUGCUCAUCCACCGCCACAUCAUAUAACGGCAGGUCAGCAAGGCCAAAUAUAUCAACAGAUACCAGCACAUAUUGCCGCUCUACAGCCAAAUGGCAAUCCGCAUUCUAUUUAUCAACCAUUGGUGGCUGUCAGCCAGGGCUCGAUUUAUGUUUCGAAUAUGGCAACGAUGCGACGUCAGAACUCGCAAGGACAAGGACAUCCACAGAUACCAGCUCAUCAUGUGCCGCCGCAUCAACAACAGCAGCCACCACCGCCAAACCAGCAGCAGCAGCUGCAUCAACAAUCGCACAAUCAAAUGAAAUCACCGCAGGAUGGACUACAUCAUCGUGAUAUACCUGCUACGUCUGGCAUGGAUACGGCAAUCUACGACCGUGAUAAACAAAUCUACAAAUGCUCGACUCUGCGACAAGGUGGCAAGUUUGAUCCAAAGUAUAAACCUUCGAUAUUGAAUUGCCCACUGCCUGAGAUACCAAAGGACGCCGAACCGGCCAAGGUUGAAUCAAUUUAUCAGCAGCAACAGAGUUAUUCCAAAACGCUGCAGCGGCCACCUAUGAAACUGCCACCACAAAUGAAAGCCAUACCACCGCCACGAAUUGGCACACCCACAUCGCCGCCGCCACCGAACGCGAGCGCGCACGCUGACCCACAGCAUGCGGGUGGGCAGCUGCAGCAGCAGCAACAACAACAACAAAUGCAAAAUGGUGCAGUGCCAACAACGGAUAAUCGACAUUCGAAUGACGACUCGUCAUUGCCUUUGCCACCGCCACCACUGGAAGCAACAACGGAUGUGGCCAAUGUCGGUGUGAGUGGAGGAGUUGGUGUUGGUGGUGGCGUCGUUGUCGGCAUUGGCUCACCACCUAAACCCGGUCAUGCAUUGAAUAAUAACAAUAACAACAUUAACUCGAAGAGUAACAACAGCAACAAUUGCCAACAAAGCAACAGCGCUAACAACGGCAGCAAUGCCAGCAACAACAGCAGCGUCAAUAAUAGCGCCAACAAUAGCAGCAGCAACAACAGUAGUAGCGCCAAUACAUUGCCCCUACACAAUGGCAGUUCGGCGAAUAAUAUAGAUGAUGAUGACGAUUUGCCGCCACCACCGCCGCCCGCCAUAACCGAUGACUCGAACUAUGCAGUGACGGAACUGUAAGAGGCAACGACCCAUAAACCGAAAAGUAAGAAA
Molecule: messenger RNA, 3009 nt
Organism: Anastrepha obliqua
Lineage: Eukaryota; Metazoa; Arthropoda; Insecta; Diptera; Tephritidae
Product: protein tweety
Exons: 8
Cellular component (GO): plasma membrane
Molecular function (GO): volume-sensitive chloride channel activity; intracellularly calcium-gated chloride channel activity
Source: RefSeq, a predicted model, not a curated record